Messenger RNA from Physeter macrocephalus (sperm whale), 1778 nucleotides. Its product is annotated as protein SET-like. Gene Ontology annotation, biological process: nucleosome assembly. Gene Ontology annotation, cellular component: chromatin; nucleus. The record is from RefSeq and is a predicted model, not a curated record. Gene Ontology annotation, molecular function: chromatin binding; histone binding. NCBI's taxonomy places the organism in Eukaryota, Metazoa, Chordata, Mammalia, Artiodactyla, Physeteridae.
AUGGUGUGCAGGGGCAGAGAGCUACUCAGAUUAUCACCUUUAGAUUCCUGCAAUCAAGUGCCUAGAGGAGACAAGGCUCUGAGGGACCAAGUAUGUGCUGCCAUAGAACAUUUUAGUGAAGAUAAGGAGUUGAAUCGAGGUGAGCCCUGGCGGCUGACCCUCCAGCAGCUUUGGGUCCUUGGCUGGCAUCGCAGUGAGAGCUCCUGCCAGAGGCAGAAAGGCAGGAGUCACGCUUCUGCUUCUGCUUCCUCCUCUGCUCAUACGAGUGUGGGCUUAAAAACUUUUCUUCUGUUGUGUUUUUCUUCUCAGACUGCAUGCCCAUCUCCUCCUUGGCUCGCAUCUGUCUCUGAUCUUACUCUGGUGCCCUGCUUGUGUCGGAAGACCUCUGGCAUGUUAAACAGAGGAAUGAUGCAAAACGCUGGUCUUCGUAAAGUUGAAAAAGGGAAUGAAUGUAAUGACUGGGUAGCAAGAGGAGGUGGGAGGAGGAGGUGGCUGGGGAGAUGGAGCCGCGAGUUGGAGCGCGGAGCCGUGAGUAAGGGAGCAGAGCCGCCUGCCCGCCCACCGCCGCCUCCCCUCCAGAAAGAACAGCAGGACGCAGCUGAACAUAUUGAUGAAGUACAAAAUGAAAUAGACAGACUUAACGAACAAGCCAGUGAGGAGAUUCUGAAAGUAGAACAGAAAUAUAACAAACUCCGCCAACCAUUUUAUCAGAAGAGGUCAGAAUUGAUGGCCAAAAUCCCAGAUUUUGGGGUAACAACAUUUAUUAACCAUCCACAAGUGUCUGCACCUGGGGAGGAGGAUGAAGAGGCGCUGCGUUAUUUGACAAGAGUCGAAGUGACAGAAUUUGAAGAUAUUAAAUCAGGUUACAGAAUAGAUUUUUAUUUUGAUGAAAACCCUUACUUUGAAAAUAAAGCUCUCCCCAAAGAAUUUCUUCUGAAUGAGAGUGGUGAUCCAUCUUCAAAGUCCACUGAAAUCAAAUGGAAAUCCGGAAAGGAUUUGACAAAACGUUCAAGUCAAACGCAGAAUAAAGCCAGCAGGAAGAGACAGCAUGAGGAACCAGAAAGCUUCUUCACCUGGUUUACUGAUCAUUCUGAUGCAGGUGCAGAUGAGUUAGGAGAGGUCAUCAAAGAUGAUAUUUGGCCAAAUCCAUUACAGUACUACUUGGUUCCGGACAUGGUUGAUGAGGAAGGGGGAGGAGAAGAAGAUGAUGAUGAAAAGGAAGAAGGAUUGGAAGAUAUUGAUGAAGAAGGGGAUGAGGAUGAAGGUGAAGAAGAUGAAGAUGGUGAGGAGGGGGAGGAAGGAGAGGAAGAUGAAGGAGAAGAUGAUGAAUGGAACACUGAUGGAUUCCAACCUUCCUUUUUUAAUUUCCUCCAGUCCCUGGGAGCAAGUUGCAGUCUUUUUUUUUUUUUUUUUUUCUCCUCCUCUUGUGCUCAGUUGCCCUGUUUUUGAGGUCUCUUUUCUCCUUUAUACCAUGGCUCACAACUUAUUUUGGGGGGAAAUACCUUGAGCAGAAUUCAGUGGGAAAAGAAUCUCUACCCCUUUCUGUUCCAAGUUCACUUUUAUCCCUUCCUGUCUCAACAAAAACUUUAUGGACUCAACACCACCAUGCUCUGUGGGAAAAAAGAAAAACCUCCUGCUCCCUUAGCUCUGCUGCAAGCUGGAGGGUGCUAGGCCCCUGUGUAGUAGUGCAUAGAAUUCUAGCUUUUUUCCUCCUUUCUCUGUAUAUUGGGCUCAGAGAUUACACUGUGUCUCUUUGUGAAUAUGGACAGUUAGCAUCU